Molecule: messenger RNA, 2808 nt
Organism: Solenopsis invicta (red fire ant)
Lineage: Eukaryota; Metazoa; Arthropoda; Insecta; Hymenoptera; Formicidae
Product: orcokinin peptides type A
Exons: 4
Coding region: 148-627 (159 amino acids)
Source: RefSeq, a predicted model, not a curated record
GGGAGCACGAGACUCAGGGCACUCCACGCGUUUUUCACAUCGUGUGCAUCACAAGUCUUUGAGAGCCGCGGCCGAUCAGUUUUUCCUCGGAAGAACAAGUUUUCAGCAUCCAUUGGUAUCAAGCAUAGUGUACUGACGCGCGGCGUAAUGGCACUUUUCGGUUCAUCGAUUGCGAUCGUUUUCAUCGUCGUGGUCGCUUAUGCGGCUGCCGGACCCGUUCAGGCUGGACCGAACAUGCUGCAACAAAAUGAAUAUGGGGGAUUGGCGGACCUUUUGGCAAGAUACUGGGAGGAUCGAAGUACGGCCAAUCGCAAUAUAAACGGUGUCGGAGGAGGCCAUCUGUUGCGACAGGGACGUCGAGAGCUGGAUUCGUUAUCUGGAGCAACUUUCGGUGAAAGCAAGAGGUUUAUACCUUUCAGGCGACCCACCAUGAUAAACGUACGGACUAGAAAUUUUGACGAGAUCGACCGAUCGCCGUUUGACCAUUUCUCAAAGAGGAACAUCGACGAGAUCGAUACCGCAUUCGAUAGCUUCUUCAAGCGGAACUUCGAUGAGAUUGAUCGAGCUAGUUGGGACGGAUUCGUCAAGAGGUUCAAUAAUUAUCUGGCAGAUAGACAGCGACGUUAAUUGACGCAAGAUAGAAGGAGUGAGAAUAGCGAGAUAAAGGGCAUAGAAAGGGCAAAGAGCAAAAAAGGCCGUAACGAGAAACAUCACAGAACAUGCGAAUUGUAUACAUUUGCUCUGUUUACUUUAAUCUACGUAAAAAUAUUUGGGAAAAUAUUCGACAUAAAUUAAGAUCAUCUCUUUGCCGUUGCUAUUCCUUAUUGACUUAUUACAUCUGUCAAACUUACAUCAAAACUCAUUACAUCGAAUUUAUUACAUUGUGAAACCGAUCGUGAUAUUAUUUUUCAAGCAAAGUGGUAAGACACUUUUGGGCUGACCAAAUUGUUUGACCAAAUCUUUUCUUUUCUCGAUACAUCAGAAAAUUAUUAAAUAUACUUUCAAAUUCUAGAGAAUGAACUAAGAAAAGUGAUAAUUAUUUUACUUGAAAUAUUAUGCAUGUAUAAUAUUGAAGUAUUGCAGAAUUUUGUUUUAAAAAUGGAAAUAUGCUUCUCAAUAAAAUUAAAGGAUCAUUUAAAAUCAGUGGUAAAAAUGACCGAAUUUAAAGCAAGAUAUCUUUGUGAAAAUGAUCAUACAGCGAUGUAAAAAGCGUUUAAAAAAAGCGUUUUAAAGCUUAAAGUCUCAUAUUUCGAAUGUUUCUCUUUCAAGGCAUGUUUCUCUGCAGUGAUUUCACCACAAACGAUGCUAAUAUAAAAUAAACCGUGCAAAAUUGAAAAGUAAAUUUCAACUUUGAUGGCAUGCACGGAAAGAAUAAAAAUUUUUAUCCAAAUUUUUGUAAUUGCAUCGUAACAUUUUAUAUUUCUUUUUUUAAAAUACUUUUUUAAUUACUACUUUACGUUUUUUUUCAAUGAGUUAUACCGAUUUGAAAUGAUUAGUAUAAUAAUGUAUACAGGUGUAAUAGUAUACAAGUAUGACAAUAUACAGGUGUAGUAUACACUAAUAUACAUGAACAUUAUUCAUGUUUUUAUAGAGAAAUUACCCAAAAAUGCACUACUCACUUCAAACCGUUAUAAUUCUUUAAAAAAAAUCGUAAAGUAGUGAUUAAAAAAGCAUUUAAAAAAAAAGUAUUAAAUUUUAUGAUGUAGCUAUUAAGAUUUAAAAAAAAUGUUCUUUUCAUGUACGCCAAAGUUAAAAUUUAGUCUUUAAUUUUGCACGGGUUAUUUCAAAUUAGCAUUUAUUCUAUUAAAAUCCUUGUAGAGGAACAUGCCUUAUAGCACUCAAAAAAUAAAACAUUGUGCUUUAAAACACUUUUAAACCGCACUCUGCGAGUAUUUUUUACAAUAAUACUUGAUUUUGAAUUCCGCCUUUUAACCAUUGAUUUUAAAUGAUUCUUUAAUUUUGUUGAAGAGUGUAGAUAAAGUAUCGGACAUUUUGAUUGAAUUUAAAAUAUAUUUUUUUUUACAAAAAUUACUUUUAGCUCUGAUACAUUUUUGAAAUAUUUAAUAGUAAAACUUAUUCGCAAUUAAUAAAGGCCUAUUUCAAACAUUUUGUACAAUAAGAUAAUUUGUUGCAAAGUAUUUAUUAGUUCAUCCUCGUAUAAAUUAAACAAAAUUUAAAAAUACAAAGAAAUUAUUUCUAUUUGAUUAAAAGACUCACAUAAAGCUUUCUAAAAUGCAUGAAAACAAAUAAUUAAAUAUCUUUUACUUUGAAAUGUAAUUCUUACAUAAAAUAAGUCAUAAAUUUAAUUCAAAGAAGCUCUUACUCUCGCUAUAUCUUCAAAAAUUUUUAAAUCACGCUGCAUCAUGAAAAUAAUUAACUUACAUCUAAAUAUGAAUAGCGUGUAUACAUUGUUAAUGUAAUUAAUUGUAUAUAUUAACUCGAUUCAGUGUGUGGAUCUCAGAAUUAUAUGAUGCAAAAUGGAAUACUCAAUGGAUUAAAUUUUAGGAAAUAAAGUGACAGGUACAAACAUUAUGGUAUGCCGUUCCUCUCUAAUGAAACUCAUUUUGACAGAGUUUCUAUUGAAUAAAAAUACUCAAAUAUCUUUAUGUCCAAAGCAUGAAUCAGCAAAAAGAGACACUUCUUCUCUCAUUGUAAUUUAAAAUUAAUUUUAAUUCUCGUCGCUUUAAUGAAAUUUAAUCGAUCAGAAAUUGAACAAAAUGUAUCACGUGGUUUGUCCUCUCUACUCGUGUGUGCUAUCAUUCUGCAAAAAUAUGCUGUCUAAAUAAAAAAUACGAUAAUGAAUUCUUG